Molecule: messenger RNA, 927 nt
Organism: Cladophialophora psammophila CBS 110553
Lineage: Eukaryota; Fungi; Ascomycota; Eurotiomycetes; Chaetothyriales; Herpotrichiellaceae
Exons: 1
Coding region: 1-927 (308 amino acids)
Biological process (GO): transsulfuration
Cellular component (GO): mitochondrion
Molecular function (GO): thiosulfate-cyanide sulfurtransferase activity
Source: RefSeq, a predicted model, not a curated record
AUGCGGCCCCGUGGCUUCUCCUCCUACCUUGUCACACCCAAAGAGCUCGACGAAGCUCUCAAGAAGAAUGCUCCUACUGCCAUAUCUACGGCGCCCAAAGUCAUCCCCAUCUGUGCCGCUUGGUUCAUGCCCAACGAUCCCGAGAAGAGGACUGGUCUCCAGGUUUUUCUUGAGAAGAGAAUACCUACUGCCCGCUUCUUUGACAUUGAUGAGGUAAAAGACCAGGAAUCGGAAUGGCCACACAUGCUCCCAACCUGCGAUGCCUUUGCCGACGCAAUGUCCAAGAUGGGAGUCAGACGAGAGGAUGAAGUGGUUGUUUACGACACUGAAGAGCUUGGGCUGUUCUCUGCUCCCCGCGUGGCAUGGACAAUGCGGGUCUACGGUCACCCCAAAGUCCACGUCCUCAACAACUUCCGUCUCUGGGUCAAGGAAGGCUACCCUAUCGAGAUUGGUCCUCCAGAAGUUCCCAACAUCACCAAGUAUCCGGUCCCGGCGUACAAUACGGACAUGGUGGUGAAAUUUGCAGAGAUGAAAACAAUAGGCUACGACUAUGGAAAGGAGGGCUCAGAAGACAUUCAUAUACUUGACGCUCGGUCCAAAGGGAGAUGGGAGGGUACCGAACCAGAACCCAGACCCGGGAUCAGAAGUGGACACAUGCCUGGGUCAACUAGCCUACCCUUCCAGGAAUUGCUGGAUCCUGAGACGAAGACGAUGCUUCCUCCGGAGGAGUUAAAAAAGGUUUUUGAAAGCAAGAAACUCGACCCCAAAACACCGUUCAUCACCACUUGUGGCACUGGUGUGACCGCAGCCAUCAUCGAGGCCGCCCUCAAGGAAGCCGACUACGGCUCAGAGCAAGAUCGGAGACUGUACGACGGCAGUUGGACGUACGUGUCGUUGAAAACCAUUAACCCCAAGUAUAUCUGCUAA